ACCCCCAUAAAGCGUCGGUGGUAUCCGCUCCCCCGGAAGCGCCGGCGACAGAAGCAGAGAAACCAAAGCAGCAGCAGGUGGAACUGAUCUGAUCUGUCAGCUUAAGUGUGAUAAAAGGUGCCCACAGGUAGGACCAAUCCACACCGCCUGGCAGGCAUCGGUACAGCAUCAGUAACACUGGACAAGCUUAAUAUCCUAGAUUUGAAUGGACAAGGCAGCCAGAAGUACACAGGCCACCUAGUGAAGCCCAUUAAAGGUUCAGUGAUGCCUGUGAAGAAGAAGAGGAAGCUCCCUGAUGCAGAUGAUCAUGAGCACAAAUGUAAAAUUACAAGCUUCACCCGACCUCAGAUCCGCGGUGCGAGGCCGAUAGCUGAGAAGCUGUUCUCCAAUAAGAAGUGCCUGGCCUGGUUCCACGGGUACGCCGGCCCCGACAAGGUGGUCGGUCCGGAGGCCAUGGAGAAGUUCUGUAUAGACAUCGGUGUGGAACCAGAGAACAUUAUCAUGUUAGUUUUAGCUUGGCAUCUAGAAGCAGCAAGCAUGGGGUUCUUCACAAAAGAGGAGUGGCUCAGGGGAAUGACGUUAUUACAGUGUGACUGCACAGAGAGGUUACAAAGCAAACUGGAUUACCUGCGCGGUGAGCUCAACGACUCUGUCGUCUUCAAAAACAUCUACAGAUACGCCUUUGACUUUGCCAGAGAUAAGGACCAGAGGAGUUUGGACAUGGACACGGCUAAAUCCAUGCUGGCUUUGCUGCUGGAGACAACGUGGCCUCUCUUCCCAGUCUUCCACCAGUUCCUGGAGCAGUCCAAGUACAAGGGGAUGAAUAAGGACCAGUGGUAUAACGUUUUGGAGUUCAGCAGGACCAUCAACACAGACCUCAGUAACUACGAUGAAGACGGAGCUUGGCCGGUGCUGCUAGAUGAGUUUGUGGAAUGGCAGAAAUCGUGGUCAGCUUCGUAGCAGACGACGUCGCAACACCAAAAAAGGAGAAAGAGGGAGAGAAAACACAAACCACAAACAGGAGGAAUCUCUGUAUCGUUUAAGAAAAAUGGAAAAACUGCAGUUUCACACAUCCCACCUUGACAGACUUAAACAAUUCACACACAAACAUGGACUACAGAAUCAUCCCUGUGUGGGUACGGGCCUUUCUCUCACCGAGUCGACUUUUUAUAGUGUUAAUUUGGAGAAAAGAAAAUGUUCUUAAAAUAAGAAAACAAAAUGAACUGAGAAGAGUUGUGGAAUUUAUGUUUUCUUGAUAACUAUUUUUUUCCAUUUUGUGUCUUGUUUAUAGAUGUUUUCACAGUAAUAAAGGAAAUGGAAGUAUGA
This is a messenger RNA of Sebastes umbrosus (honeycomb rockfish), 1326 nucleotides long. It is a transcript of the gene dcun1d5, whose product is annotated as DCN1, defective in cullin neddylation 1, domain containing 5 (S. cerevisiae). NCBI's taxonomy places the organism in Eukaryota, Metazoa, Chordata, Actinopteri, Perciformes, Sebastidae. Gene Ontology annotation, molecular function: ubiquitin-like protein binding; cullin family protein binding; ubiquitin conjugating enzyme binding. The record is from RefSeq and is a predicted model, not a curated record. Gene Ontology annotation, biological process: positive regulation of ubiquitin-protein transferase activity; protein neddylation. Bases 265 to 960 code for a protein of 231 amino acids. The transcript is spliced from 10 exons. Gene Ontology annotation, cellular component: ubiquitin ligase complex.